This is a messenger RNA of Nicotiana tabacum (common tobacco), 962 nucleotides long. RefSeq names its product glutathione S-transferase U10. Gene Ontology annotation, cellular component: cytoplasm. Gene Ontology annotation, biological process: glutathione metabolic process. Gene Ontology annotation, molecular function: glutathione transferase activity. Lineage: Eukaryota; Viridiplantae; Streptophyta; Magnoliopsida; Solanales; Solanaceae. The record is from RefSeq and is a predicted model, not a curated record.
UUUCUAAAGAAUUGCCCAGCCUUGGAUGACUGAGUCGGAGGAAGUGUUUGAGGAAAUUUAUAUAUGACAAACUUAAACAUGUAAAUUAAUUCUCUGAAACAAUCUGAGAGACCAAAAUGGGAGAGGAAAAUAAGGUCACUCUACAUGGAAUGUGGAUUAGCCCCUAUGUGAACAGAGUACAACUGGCUCUCAAAGUCAAAGGCAUACCUUUUGAGUAUGUAGAAGAAGAUUUGAGCAACAAAAGUACAUUGCUCCUCAAAUACAAUCCCAUUCAUAAGAAAGUACCAAUACUUGUCCAUAAUGGUAAGCCAGUAUCGGAGUCCUUUGUCAUUCUUGAAUACAUUGAUGAGACAUGGAAGAACAAAUCUCGACUCUUUCCAGAAGAUCCUUAUGAAAGAUCCAGAGUCCGAUUCUGGGCUUCUUACAUCCAACAGGUAACAGAGUGCAUGCUCAAGGUCUUGAAAGGGGAAGGACAAGACGAGGCAUUAGAGGAAUUUCUAGAGAAACUGAACGUGUUAGAAGAUGGAAUCAAGAAUUCCUCCCUGGGUAUCGACACUAAUAUACUAGGAAGGAAUAUGGGGUUGCUAGAUAUCAUGAUUGUUGUUACACUAGGGGGAUACAAAGUGCAAGAGCAAAUGUUUGGUGUGAAGAUACUGGAUCCAGACAAGACACCUUUGUUAUGCUCAUGGGUGACUAGUCUAAUUGAGCUGCCUAUAGUUAAAGAAUAUGCACCACCUCAUGACAAGGUGGUUUCAUUUCUUCAUUUUCUCAAAGAUGUGGGCUUCAAAACGCCAAGAAAUUGAUGUUUUUAAGUUUCUGUCUGCACCUACCGCUUUUGUGCUGAAUUCUGUUUUGUAAUAAGGCUUUUUUGGCCAUCUGAAUUCGAAAGGCUACUUAUGUUUUGGUGAAAAUCACUUUAUAUUGCUGCUAGCACUUAAAUGUAUCUGAUUUGUCCUUAAAUU